AUGUUCCUAGAUAUCCACAUAUCAGGAACUUCUGGUUCCGAAUCUGAAUCGGUGAUUCACCAUUUCAAUCUAUUAGCUCUCCUUCUCUUUGAUUCCAAAAGCUACGGUAAAAUCCUUGAACUCUAUUUUCGACUUUAUCACCUCUGCGCCAAUAAGGAGGCACUUGUUAGUGAGUAUGGGAGAUGGGUGAAUGAGAGUUGGGUGUGGGAUCUGGUUUGGAGGAGAGCUCUCUUUGAUAGGGAGAGAGAGGCCACUAACGAACUCAUAUCUGCCAUUUCUAGUGUGACUCCAAUCGCAGGUAACAAAGAUGGGUGGAUUUGGAAGGCGGCAAGUGACGGGAAGUACUCAACAAAAUUAGCAUAUGCUUGCAUUGAGGAACACAAGAACCGGAGCGCAUUGGCACCAACCGUUAAGGAUCUGCUAAAAAUGUGGGGGACAGCCACUCUCCAAAAGGCAAGAGUAGCUGCAUGGAGGGUUUUGAGGAACCGAAUGCCGACAUGCGAUAACUUGAAGAUGAGGAACAUCCCUUUGGAUGAGGUGGAUUCAAUGUGUAGUGCAUGCUUCCAGCACAACGAGUCGACCAACCACUUGUUUCUACUGUGUCCGAAGACUGAGAAGGUGUGGGACGAGAUUCAGAGGUGGCUUGGGCUAUCCACGAUACGGCCCCAGCUUGUCACCACUCAUUUUGAAUCCUUCACUAACUUAGGCAUGGGGAAGAAAAAUGAGAAGUUCCUUACGGCUCUUUGGAUGUGUACUGUUUGGCAAUUAUGGAAGAGACGAAAUGAUUGCAGGUUUGAUGGUAAGGCGUGGGAGACGAAGAAACUAUUCUUUGAAAUCAAAGCCAUAAUGUGGAGUUGGGUCAAAAUCUUUAAUUUGUUAGAUGUGGAGCCAAGCUUUGCCUCCUAG
Messenger RNA from Salvia miltiorrhiza (redroot sage), 906 nucleotides. RefSeq lists its product as uncharacterized. The record is from RefSeq and is a predicted model, not a curated record. The transcript is spliced from 2 exons. Bases 1 to 906 code for a protein of 301 amino acids. NCBI's taxonomy places the organism in Eukaryota, Viridiplantae, Streptophyta, Magnoliopsida, Lamiales, Lamiaceae.